Messenger RNA from Hippocampus comes (tiger tail seahorse), 2125 nucleotides. It is a transcript of the gene sesn1, whose product is annotated as sestrin 1. Lineage: Eukaryota; Metazoa; Chordata; Actinopteri; Syngnathiformes; Syngnathidae. Gene Ontology annotation, biological process: cellular response to leucine starvation; regulation of response to reactive oxygen species; positive regulation of macroautophagy. The transcript has 11 exons. The record is from RefSeq and is a predicted model, not a curated record. Gene Ontology annotation, cellular component: nucleus. Gene Ontology annotation, molecular function: oxidoreductase activity, acting on peroxide as acceptor; L-leucine binding. The coding region runs from base 233 to 1891 and encodes 552 amino acids.
GUUGGCGUGCACCGAGUGGCUCGGGUUGGUCGACUGGAAGGAGAACGCAAAUGCAUCGAAAUAUUCCAAGGGGACUGACAACCAAAAGUUGCUGCCUCCUGAUGAUAUUACUGCGGGGCGAACGAGGCUGGCCACUUGUGUGGUAAGGUGUCCCGUUGCAAGACUAGUACCGAAGAAUGUGACUAAACCUUACUGUACAUCAACAACACACAUCAAGUCUCCAUAUCAGAGGAUGGACGCGCAAGACCAGGAGACUCUGGGCAGGUGGGAUGGGCUGGCCAGCCGUGACACCAGCUCCAGGACGGCCGCCAUGGAGCACAUUCGCCAAGAGGUCCUAAGCAAAGUGGAGGCUAUCGGGCCCGAGCCAACGUCCUCGCCCUCGCCCUCGCCCUCGCCCUGUCUGUCACCGGCAUCCGGUUCCCCCGCCAGGAGCGACCUGAACGCUGUCCUGGCUCACCUCCUCAUGCUCACCAAGCGUUGUCCUUUCGAAGACGUGAGGGAGCGAUGUGUCCGUCUUUUGCAGACUGUCCAGGAUCUGGGAGUGCGAAUCCCAAGACCCCUGGGAAACGGGCCAAGCAGAUUUAUCCCUGAAAAAGAGAUUCUUCAAGUCAGUAAAGUGGACACCAGGACACAGUCGAUCUUUGAGGAUGCGUUCGCCGCCCUCGGUCGCCUGGACAACAUCUCAUUGGUGAUGGGCUUCCACCCGCAGUACCUGGAGAGCUUCCUGCGCACGCAGCACUACCUGCUGCAAAUGGACGGGCCGCUGUCGCUGCACUACCGCCACUACAUCGGCAUCAUGGCGGCGGCUCGCCACCAGUGCUCCUAUCUGGUCAACCUGCACGUCAAUGACUUCCUCCAGGUGGGCGGCGACCCCAAGUGGCUCAACGGGCUGGACGGAGCCCCAAGAAAGCUUCAGCAACUGGGCGAGCUCAAUAAAAUCCUGGCCCACCGGCCGUGGCUGCUCACCAAGGAGCACAUCGAGGGUUUGCUAAAAGCCGAGGAGCACAGCUGGUCACUGGCCGAGCUCAUCCACGCUGUCGUUCUGCUCACGCACUACCACUCGCUGGCCUCCUUCACCUUCGGCUGCGGCAUCAUGCCCGAGAUCCACUGCGACGGCGGUCACACCUUCCGGCCGCCCUCGGUCGGCCAUUACUGCGUGUGCGACAUCGCCAAUGGCAACAACCACCACGACAGUCCCUUUGGCAGCCAGGAGGUGUGCGGCGGCGAGGUGGAGGUGCUAAUGGAGCGCAUGAAGCAGCUGCAAGAGUGCCGCGAUGACGAAGAGGCCAGCCAGGAGGAGAUGGCCACGCGCUUCGAGCGAGAGAAGACAGAGAGCAUGCUGGUGGUGACGGCCGAGGACGAGGAGUGGGUGCCCUCCCGCGACAUCUCGCGACACUUCGAGGACCCCAGCUACGGUUACAAGGACUUCUCCAGGAGGGGCGAGCACGUGCCCACUUUCAGAGUGCAGGACUACAGUUGGGAGGACCACGGCUACUCCCUGGUGAACCGUCUUUAUCCCGAUGUGGGUCAGAUGCUGGAUGAGAAGUUCCAGAUGGCGUACAACCUGACGUACAACACCAUGGCCACGCACAAGGACGUGGACACCAGCAUGCUGCGCAGGGCCAUCUGGAACUACAUACACUGCAUGUUCGGCAUCAGGUAUGACGACUAUGAUUAUGGUGAGAUCAACCAGCUGUUGGACCGUAGCUUCAAGAUCUACAUCAAGACUAUGGUGUGCAGCCCAGAGAAAACCACCAAGCGAAUGUACGAGAGCUUCUGGAGGCAGUUCCAGCACUCUGAGAAGGUCCAUGUCAAUCUGCUUCUUAUGGAAGCGCGAAUGCAAGCCGAACUUUUAUACGCUCUGAGAGCCAUCACUCGCUACAUGACAUGAAGUGCUUCUUUUUUGUUUCUUUUUUUUCUCCCCCUUCUUCUUCUUCUUUUUUUUUUUAAGUCAUGUGUCAUUCUUGGGACAUUUCAAGAAAACAUUUUUGGGGGCAGAGGAGCUGGAUGCAAGAUCAGAACAAAAAGCAACGAGUCAGUUUUUUUUUUGUUUGUUUUGUUUUUUUUUUUUUUUUUUUUAAGCCUGCAGUGCCAAAAGUGACCAGAAGUAGGCAGCACAUGGCUU